UACACUGAUUAAAGUUUAACCAAUUGUUUAUUCUUGUCUAAGACAGGUUAACCGAUCCCUGAUUGCCGCCGUUAAAUCUCCAGUUACCUCAGAGCACAGACUAAACUAGAACAAACUUUUAGAGGUAACAGGUAACGAAGCAAGAAGAAAUGUUAUGGCUAUAAAAAAUAUAUUUUUAGUUUAUUUUUAGAGACAACAUUUUUUUUGACAAUUUCUUUAAGUCCUUUAACCUCUGGCUGUCUCCAGGACGAGGGAAACAACGGUUCAGACAACGUUUAACUAUUUUCUGUCGUUUAAGUGUUUUCUCUAUUCUGUAUACAGAUUUAUUUUUGGGCUUGUCAGCACCUCCUCGUGGUUUACUUUAUAAUGUCUCAUCCACAGCUUCCUCCGACAAAAACGGUGACUGUGUUCAGGAACGGAGAUGCUUUUUACCCCGGCCGAAGGUUUAUCAUAAACCAGCGCCAGUCGGUGACUUUUGACACUUUUCUGAACACUGUCACUCGAGAUAUCACGGCACCAUUUGGGGCAGUGCGAAACAUUUACACCCCUAAUGGUCACAGGGUGGUGAGUCUGCAGCAGCUGAUGCACGGACAGAUGUAUGUGGCCGCCGGAGGAGAGAGACUGAAAAAAAUGGACUAUAAUAACAUAACACAGAAACCAGCAAAAAAGAAAAGUGAAUCGAUUCAACCUGUAGUUCACAGCAGAAUAAUUGUCCCAGCUCGAUGGAAGAGAAUCAGUAAUGAGUCGUGCACCAUCAAUGUUUUUAUCAAUGGAGAUAUCUUGGUUCCUCCAGCACGAAUUUUAAUUCCAAAACACACGCUUGCUAGCUGGGAAAAUGUAUUGGCCAUGGUGACCGAGAAGGUUUCCCUUCGCACUGGAGCUGUGCACAGAUUGUGCAUGCUGAAUGGAAGGCCUUUACGUGGAGCGUACGAGCUGCAGAACAACCACAGUUAUGUUGCUGUGGGGGCAGAGAAGUUCAGGUCUUUGCCAUAUCAUCUGGCACCAAGCAAAGGAGCAAUUCACAGCUUCACUGUGAUCAACAAUGACAUUCUUCCAUCUCAAAGAAAAGAAAAACAACACCGAAAUCUGUUCGCAAAACCAGGAGUGGACGGCGAUGGCUCCAUUUUCUAUGCCAAACAGUCCGGGCAGGGCUCGAAAAUCCCAGAUCUCUUCGCUACGGAGGAAAGAAGUGUCUUCAGAGCCACCAACAAAAGGAAGGAGGCAGUAGUAGCAUCUGAAGUCCCGGAAGAUGAAAAUAUAAAGGUGGAUCUUCCAUUAGAACAGAUGGAAGUGGAAGAAGUCGAGGAGGAACAAAACUCCUAUACAGACGUCCAACUAGAAGACAGUGGUGAUAGCCCUGCCAAAAAUGUUCAAAACUAUCCAAAUUUAUCUCCUUCCAGGAUCAAUAAGGUCAAAGAGAAUUUAGCUUGCACUCUAAAAAUGCCUUCUCUGCAUACAAUCUGAAUGUCAACUGUUUACUGACCAGCGACAGUAGGGUGUGCUGAAAUUGUUUUGUUGGCUUGUUUAGAUGUAUUUGGUCUGUAUUGCAUAUUACAGUCAAGCCACAGAAGUUUUCAGAGGUCUCAGUCUACUUGUUUGGUUCACACCAAGGAUCAGAUUGGAACGUUCAUACUUAAUGGGCCAUAUUAACAGAGCUGUUGUACGAAAGCUACUUUGAACUGUAUGUUAUGUAACUUUACUGGCCACUUUAUUUGGUACACCAGUCCAACUGCUCGUUAAUGCAAAUUUUUUAAUCAG
Molecule: messenger RNA, 1758 nt
Organism: Danio rerio (zebrafish)
Lineage: Eukaryota; Metazoa; Chordata; Actinopteri; Cypriniformes; Danionidae
Source: RefSeq, a predicted model, not a curated record